CCAAACUCUCACUUUUUCCCUUUCGUUCGCGUGGAAUCGCUCCUGCCCACGGGGCGCUGACGCUACCGAGCUCAUGCUAAUAGGCUAUUCUUCGCCCUCCUCCUCUCUUCCCCCUGCUCACACAUCCUCACUCGCCACAACAGCCCCCCCUCCGCCAUGCACACACAUACACACACUCGCACACACUUCCUGGUUUUAUUUGUACUCCGGCCCGCUGGGGCACCGCUGAGCCGCAGAGGCGGCGGCGGGAGCAACGGCAGUCGCAACAUCUGGGGGAAACUUAAGGUGGUCACGCAGGUUUUCCAGAGGCUGCGGCGCUGAGGAGCCCGCGGCUUCCCGGGGCAGCGGCAGGACACUUGGUGGCUACGUCUCUCCAGCCGCUAGGGAGCGAGCAAAGGAUGGGGUGCAAAUUAGAGUUGAGCUGCUCCAGAACGCGGAUAGUUCCGCGGCGCUUUUGGCCCAUCCAGGAAUCACCCGGAUUGGGGGCGGGGGAAGUCGCCAAUGGGCUCCCGCACUUGGAAGUGAGCCACGCCGAGGGAGGUGGGGCGGUUGGAACUCUUCGCUGCCAGAGAGGGGGACGCCUCGAAACCCUCCCUCCUCUCGUCCCAGCCUCUUCCAGCCCCCUGGGAGAAGCCCUGAGAGGCCCACCCUGCUCUGGCCCGAGGAAAGCGAAGGGGGCUCGCUCUCAGGAGAAGCGGCGUCUCCUUUGCUAGAAAGCACCUCGCGCCCUCAGCCUGGCGGAUGGACUGGCUAGCCAAGUGGAGUCGGCGGCGACUGGGGCGGCCGCGGGGGUGCGGCAAGCUACCACAGUGCGCCGGGGCCCUCUCCUGGAAGGGCUGGGCGCACAACUUUACGCUCGCGGAGAUACCCCACCCCGCCCUCUCCCCAUGUUUUGUCUUUCCCUCUUGGCUCUGAGACUGAGGCUUCGAAAGCCCUUGUGCUUCAGAGGCGGGUUGAUUCAUUUCUCUACAACUCGUUUUAGGGUACGAGUUGGUGGGCACUGAGGACUGUCGAAAGUCUUAGAGUUGGCGAAAGGUGAGGUUAGAGCACCUUUCUGCUGAAGGCGCACCUGUUGCCCGCUGCUCGGCUGUAUUGUCUGCGAAAGGAAGUGGGCGACGUCUCACUCUGACUUUCGGGAUCCCUAAAAGGCUGGGUCACAGUCCACUUGUCCCCCUCUCUUCCCCUUUCCACGCACCACGUCCUCCCUUACACGUGGGCACUGCAAGGGAAGAAGGGAACAUAGAGAAUAGGCCCUACCCAGUCCCUUCCACUUUGGACUGUGUGUGUGUAUGUGCGAGGGAGGGGGAAGGGGAAACAGAGAGAGAAUGCUAACGCCAAAGGAGGAGGCCAUGGACAGGAAAAGGGAGAAAAUGAUAUGCAUCGAGCUAAGGAAAUCCCACCCUAAUUGCCUGAGCCCUUUGAGCUUCUCGGGUCAUGGGACAUCUGUCCGUGCUUCCGCUAAUGGGGGUGACAAUUGUGAGUGGAUGGGGUUAGGACACUGCCAGGUACACCCCAUUCCUCACUAGUCCAGGUGCUGGCUACCUGGCCCAUGCCAGCGUUCCCUUCCGCCGGGGCUUUUGUUGCGCCCUCCCCCACAUGUGAGCGGCCGGGCGGCAGCGGUGGCCCGGGGGUUUAGGAGAAGGCGAGGUGAGAUGUCGCGGUGCUGUGGGCUGCGCGGACCUGAGCGGAGAGGUCACACCUCUUUCGGAAAAAAAAAAAAAAAGAAAGAAAGAAAGAAAGAAAGAAAAAACCCAGGCUGGCGACCAAGGUGAACCCAGAACGGUUCCCACCUUAAAAUCGGCCCUGUUCGUGACGUCAGGUCGGAAAUAUACCAAAGCGAGAGCCGGCCAGGAGUCCGGGGAGCGCGGCGGCGCGGCGAUUGGGCGGCGGGCCGCUGACGCGCGCUGACGCGCGGAGACUUUAGGUGCAUGUUGGCAGCGGCAGCGCGAGCCACAUAAACAAAGGCACAUUGGCGGCCAGGGCCAGUCCGCCCGGCGGCUCGCGCUAGGCUCCGCGGUCCUGCUCUCCUGCCCAGCCGGCCGCCUUCUCCUGCUCCCUCCCCGCUCCUGGCGACUUGGUUACCUUCGCCCCUUUCGCCCACCCCUUCCAGACCCUGCAACCGGACUCCCAGAGGGAACUACACUUCGGCUGAGUUGAAUGAAUGAAGAGAGACGCGGAGAACUCCUAAGUGAGUAGGUACAGCCCGUGCAGCUUGAGUUCCUUAUCCUUCUUUCUUCUUUUGCACGUUUCUUCUUUCCACAUGUGUGGUACAGGUUUUAUCGAAGUGGGCGCCAGAGGGUCGGAGCGCGAGUGGGGCCGGAGGAUGGGGAAUAGGUGCGCGCGGCUGCGGCGGUCAUUUGUCCGAACUCCAGCUUUUGCACUAGGGGGGAGUUGGCUCCCCGCAGGCUUCCAGGCUCCUCAUUGGUGGACGUGGAUGGGAGACUUGCAUAGUUUGGGGAGCUGUGGACUUGCCCGGGGGAUAUGUGCCCAAAGUUUGCUCUUAGAGUGGAAUCGAUUGUGACCAUUGGACAACUAGACUCCCAAGUCCUGUGUAUACGAGGGGCCUGGACGCUACCCACAAAGUGACAGGGAGAAAGUUCUUCAGUUUAUGUGUUGCUUGGGAACUGUGUCACCGCGGCUGGCCGGUGUGCCAGUGUUUCCCGGGUAUUAUUGAAUAAGGGGUGGUGUUGGUGUUGGUAGAGUGUCCUAUUACUAAGUUGCCUGAAAUUUCUGGUUUUGACACAUGCUGUGUUUGUGUAUGUGAAUACGUCAGAGAGGGAGAGAGAGAGACAGAGAAGAGAGUAAGGAGUAGGGUUAUGGAGCUGUAAAGUUACCAGGAGGUUGAUAUCCAAUACAGGCAUAUAGCUCUCAAAGGCUGUCGGUGUCAUGGGUCUCCUUUCUUUAGUUUUUUCGGAUUAACCUUCCUCCCCAGGAAGCAAGAUAAUGGGGGAGGGGGAGGAAAACAGAAGGAGUGGAUGUUUGGCUUUCUUUUUCAUUAGUAAUAAGAAUGUCUAUGCUCUAGAAUGCCUUCCAAGUGGCAACAUCUGAAAAUUACUAGGACCCAAGAAUGCCUCAUUCCUCCGGCAAGUAGGCAGAUUGUGGAAGGUUGUAUAGGCAAGGUGUUUGGCUUCUAUGUUGGGAAGCGCUUCUAACCUUGGUGCCAAUACCAGAUAAGCAGUGUUUCCCUCUCUCUGCAAUUUACCUAAGAUGCUCCUGGAAAAAGUAGGGUCUCCACUUCCUACCCCUUGGCCAUUAAUGAUGUUGAAAGACAAGUUUCCUGGAGAAGUGAAUGACUUUCACCUGUAUCCUCAAUCCCAGCAUUCUGUCAAAAACACUUAGGAAGUCCAGAUGUUUCCAUUCAGAUUGCCUUCAGGGCUGCCCAGGCCUUGCUAGCAUUCUGUAACGCAUAGGUGUGGAGGGAGAGAUUAUUUUCUAUUUUAUUUUUGACUUCUACUUUCUUUACCCCUCCUGAAAGAAAAGCUAGUUUCACCACAGAAAAAUUCAGGAGAAGGUUCCAAUGCUGUAUUUUAUUAAACUCUAGUUUCUUCUUAUUUAGGUCUGAAUGAAACUAAAAUGGAAAGGACACUACCCUCCCAACCCCCCUGUACUCCCACCCCCACCCCCACAUCUUAGGGUCCAAUUCAUUACAUCAUAAGUAUUAAAUAAGGACAUGAAGUACCUUUGCUCCAUCAGAACCCUCUCUUUGCACAGAUUUACACAGUGCAAUGGGUGGCAUUUUGUGUUGUCUACAGUCAUCUCCUUUACACAUUCAUUUUAACUGUUAAGUUUGGUAAAGGCUACGCACUAAUUUCCAAUGAAACAAUCAAGGAGGGCAUAGAAGGGCUUGCCUGGUGACCCUACAGACACCCAGCUGAAUCUGUCGGGAAAGUCACUCUGAAGCUUCCUGUGUCUGUAUUUCAGGGAGGAGAUCCAACAGGCUGGACUCCCCAUUGCUUUUCUAAAAAUCUUGGAAACUUUGUCCUUCAUUGAAUUACGACACUGUCCACCUUUAAUUUCCUCGAAAACGCCUGUAAUUCGGCUGAAGCUUCAGUACCUUUAUGGACAACUACAGCACAGGCUACGACGUCAAGCCACCUUGCUUGUACCAAAUGCCCCUGUCCGGACAGCAGUCCUCCAUUAAGGUAGAAGACAUUCAGAUGCACAACUACCAGCAACACAGCCACCUGCCCCCCCAGUCCGAGGAGAUGAUGCCGCACUCCGGGUCGGUUUACUACAAGCCCUCCUCGCCCCCGACGCCCACCACCCCGGGCUUCCAAGUGCAGCACAGCCCCAUGUGGGACGACCCAGGCUCUCUCCACAACUUCCAUCAGAACUACGUGGCCACCACGCACAUGAUCGAGCAGAGGAAAACGCCCGUCUCCCGCCUCUCCCUCUUCUCAUUUAAGCAAUCGCCUCCCGGCACCCCCGUGUCUAGCUGCCAGAUGCGCUUCGACGGGCCCCUGCACGUUCCUAUGAACCCGGAGCAGGCGGGCAGCCACCACGUGGUGGACGGGCAGACCUUCGCUGUGCCCAACCCCAUCCGAAAGCCCGCGUCCAUGGGCUUCCCAGGCCUGCAGAUCGGCCACGCGUCGCAGCUGCUGGACACGCAGGUGCCCUCGCCGCCGUCGCGGGGCUCCCCCUCCAACGAGGGGCUGUGCGCCGUGUGCGGCGACAACGCGGCCUGCCAACACUAUGGCGUGCGCACCUGUGAGGGCUGCAAAGGUUUCUUUAAGCGCACGGUACAAAAAAACGCAAAAUACGUGUGUUUAGCAAAUAAAAACUGCCCAGUGGACAAGCGGCGCCGGAAUCGCUGUCAGUACUGCCGAUUUCAGAAGUGCCUGGCGGUUGGGAUGGUCAAAGAAGUGGUUCGCACGGACAGUUUAAAAGGCCGGAGAGGUCGUUUGCCCUCGAAACCGAAGAGCCCACAGGAGCCCUCUCCCCCCUCGCCCCCGGUGAGUCUGAUCAGUGCCCUCGUCAGGGCCCAUGUCGACUCCAACCCGGCUAUGACCAGCCUGGACUAUUCCAGGUUCCAGGCGAACCCUGACUAUCAGAUGAGUGGAGAUGACACCCAGCAUAUCCAGCAGUUCUAUGAUCUCCUGACUGGCUCCAUGGAGAUCAUCAGGGGCUGGGCAGAGAAGAUCCCAGGCUUCGCUGACCUGCCCAAAGCCGACCAAGACCUGCUUUUUGAAUCAGCUUUCUUAGAACUGUUUGUGCUUCGAUUAGCGUACAGGUCCAACCCAGUGGAGGGUAAACUCAUCUUUUGCAAUGGGGUGGUCUUGCACAGGUUGCAAUGCGUUCGUGGCUUUGGGGAAUGGAUUGAUUCCAUUGUUGAAUUCUCCUCCAACUUGCAGAAUAUGAACAUCGACAUUUCUGCCUUCUCCUGCAUUGCUGCCCUGGCUAUGGUCACAGAGAGACACGGGCUCAAGGAACCCAAGAGAGUGGAAGAACUGCAAAACAAGAUUGUAAAUUGUCUCAAAGACCAUGUGACUUUCAAUAAUGGGGGGUUGAACCGCCCCAACUAUUUGUCCAAACUGUUGGGGAAGCUCCCAGAACUCCGUACUCUUUGCACACAGGGGCUACAGCGCAUUUUCUACCUGAAACUAGAAGACUUGGUACCACCGCCAGCAAUAAUUGACAAACUUUUCCUGGACACUUUACCUUUCUAAGACCUCCUCCCAAGCACUUCAAAGGAACUGGAAAGAAACCUGAAACUAUCCAGAGGGGGCAAGUCACAAGGCAGAGAUAUCCCCAUGAGCUGCCUCAGCUCUAGUUGGCCCCUACCCCCUCCAUGAAACCCCAGUCCCUUGAUCCCUAAAGAAAAAAACAAAAACAAAGCAAAACAACAAAAACUGUUGCUAUUUCCUAACCUGCAGGCAGAACCUGAAAGGGCAUUUUGGCUCCGGGGCAUCCUGGAUUUAGAACACGGACUACACACAAUACAGUGGUAUAAACUUUUUAUUAUCAGUUUAAAAAUCAGUUUAUUAUUCAGAAGAAAGAUUCCUAAUGUAUGACGGGAAAUGUUUGGCCAUGUUUGGUUGUCGCAGUUAAGACAAAUGUAAUAUACACACACACACUCACACUCACACAUUGUAAGGGGACCCACAAGUAUUGCCCUUUAAAAGACUUCAAAGUUUUCUGCUGUAAAGAAAGCUGUAAUAUAUAGUAAAACUAAAUGUUGCGUGGGUGGCAUGAGUUGAAGAAGGGAAAGGCUUGUAAAUUUACCCAAUGCAGUUUGGCUUUUUAAAUUAUUUUGUGCCUAUUUAUGAAUACAUAUUACAAAUUCUAAAAGAUAAGUGUGUUUGCAAAAAAAAAAAAAGAAAAAAAGAACUACACAAAAAAGGGACAAGCAUGUUGAUUCUAGGUUGAAAAUGUUAUAGGCACUUGCUAUUUCAGUAAUGUCUAUAUUAUAUAAAUAGUAUUUCAGACACUAUGUAGUCUGUUAGAUUUUAUAAAGAUUGGUAGUUAUCUGAGCUUAAACAUUUUCUCAAUUGUAAAAUAGGUGGGCACAAGUAUUACACAUCAGAAAAUCCUGGCAAAAGGGACACAUAGUGUUUGUAACACCGUCCAACAUUCCUUGUUUGUAAGUGUUGUAUGUACCGUUGAUGUUGAUAAAAGAAAGUUUAUAUCUUGA
This is a messenger RNA of Ailuropoda melanoleuca (giant panda), 6631 nucleotides long. RefSeq names its product nuclear receptor subfamily 4 group A member 2 (gene NR4A2). Gene Ontology annotation, molecular function: zinc ion binding; nuclear glucocorticoid receptor binding; RNA polymerase II cis-regulatory region sequence-specific DNA binding. Lineage: Eukaryota; Metazoa; Chordata; Mammalia; Carnivora; Ursidae. The record is from RefSeq and is a predicted model, not a curated record. Gene Ontology annotation, biological process: cellular response to corticotropin-releasing hormone stimulus; central nervous system neuron differentiation; regulation of transcription by RNA polymerase II. The transcript has 7 exons. Gene Ontology annotation, cellular component: transcription regulator complex; nucleus. Bases 4059 to 5666 code for a protein of 535 amino acids.